Ziziphus jujuba (common jujube) is the source of this 523-nucleotide messenger RNA. RefSeq names its product polcalcin Bra n 2-like. The transcript has a single exon. Gene Ontology annotation, molecular function: calcium ion binding. NCBI's taxonomy places the organism in Eukaryota, Viridiplantae, Streptophyta, Magnoliopsida, Rosales, Rhamnaceae. The coding region runs from base 66 to 311 and encodes 81 amino acids. The record is from RefSeq and is a predicted model, not a curated record.
UAGUUUAACAAAAACCAAAGUCACAUAUAGAAAAAAAAAUAAAUAAAAAAAUCAAGAAAUCUAAAAUGGGUGAUCAGAGGGCAGAAUGUGAGCGAGUGUUCAAGAAGUUCGAUGAAAAUGGUGAUGGUAAAAUUUCAUGCUCGGAACUUGGUGCUGCUUUGAAGGAACUUGGUUCUGCUUCUGAAGACGAAGUUAAGAAAAGGAUGGCUGAGAUUGAUAAAGAUGGUGAUGGUUUUAUUUCAUUGGAUGAGUUAUUUGCUUUCCAAUCUGCCAACCCUGGAUUGAUGGAAAAAGUUUUUAAGAAAAUUUAAUAUAUAUAUAUAUAUAUAUAUAUAUUAAAAUGUUCCUAACAAGUAUUAAAUAUUUGUUUUCAUCAAGCCGAGAGAGUUUUUUUUUUUUUUUUUUUUGGAUAUAAAUUUAUUUGAUUUUACAAUCGUGUAUGUGUGGCGUACGUUGUCUUUUGCCUGUAAUACAAUGUAACAAAGAUUUGUGGUUAAAGACGAAUUGUUUGCUUCUUUUUUUC